AUGGCUGUGAAAACCUCCGCAGCUGCAUGGGAAUUUGUACGGAGCGUGACAGGGUACGGCUACGAGGGGGAUGACCAGUCGGCGGGUGCCGACCACCACGUGUGCGGUGAGCACGCGCGUGUGGAGGCUGCUGGGGUCGAAGACGCCGCAGGGUCGAGCAGUGCCCCGGACGCGUUGGACUACCGCCGGUUCGAAAAGAUAGUGGACUCAUCGGACGAGGAAAAGGCGCCUGACGAAGCUACGGUGGUGCGCCAGAAAGCAGAAGAGGUGACGAGGACUCUCUUCAGCAGCGGCCAAGGCGAAGUUGAGGGGGAGGUGGAGGACGACACCAGCAAGUACUUCAAGGCGUCCAGUGCGAUACAGGGCUGUGCACAUGACCGGUCCAAAGAACGCGCGCUCUUUGAACGACCGAACGAUGAAAAGCUCAUGAUGGCCAAUCGUUUCCGUUUUGCCGGAAACGACAAAUUUAAGGCCAAAGACUUUGAACAAGCCGCGUGCUGCUACUUAAGAGGUAUAAUUCAGUUGGAGUACACGUUUCCGGAUACGCCGAGUGAGGAGGCGAGGUACAAUGAGAUUAAGUUGGCAUGUCACUUGAACAUGGCGGCGGCCAAGUUCAACCAGGAUGACUAUACAGAGUGCUUUGUGCAGUGCGGGAACGCGUUGCGGGUGGACCCAGUUUGUGCGAAGGCGCGGUUCCGGCAGGGUCAGUGUCACGUGGCGUGGUGUGAGUACACGAAAGCGCAAAAGGCGUUUCUCGAAGCGAAAGAAAUGAAUCCUGACUUGACGGCAGCCUGUGACCAAGCUCUCGGUCUGGUGGCCGCAGAAGCGAAAAGGGAUACAAAGGGCAGCAUAUUCGAGGGGAUGUUUACCUAG
Molecule: messenger RNA, 873 nt
Organism: Gregarina niphandrodes
Lineage: Eukaryota; Apicomplexa; Conoidasida; Eugregarinorida; Gregarinidae
Product: TPR repeat protein
Exons: 2
Coding region: 1-873 (290 amino acids)
Molecular function (GO): protein binding
Source: RefSeq, a predicted model, not a curated record